CAAUAUUCCUGAUUAAAUUUCCCAGUCUACGUCGCACAUUCGUUCGCAAUUCAAACCAUACGUCGGUCUAUAUAAAUUUAUUUAAAUAUUAAAUAUUUAAAUAUACGAAUAUGGCGCUUAAAAAAUUUGAUACUUGUUGCUGUUGUCUAGAUUUAAAAACGGGAGUUUUGGUCAUCGGUAUUUUAAGUAUAGUAUUAAGCAUCGGUGGUUUAAUCCAAGCACCCAUAGCUUACAAUAAUGCAUGCUCGGGUUUUAGAACGCCCGACAAUAAUCUUGAUUGCCGUAAAGCGAGUUCUCAAUUGGGCAUGUCCAUAAGCAGUGAAGUUAUCGGGAUUAUUUUAAUGGCUCUAAUGAUCUACGGUAACCAUAAGGAAAAUUACCGAUUACUACUGCCAGUGAUUAUUCUUCAAGCUAUUGGAAUUGCGAUUAUAACUAUUGUUAUAUGGUAUUUAUCAAUAAUUCUCUUUAUGGUAUCUGUUGGAUAUGGUCUUGUUAUAUUUCUUAUUGGCAACGCAAUGAUUGGUCUUUGUAUAUAUCUAUGGCUGGUUAUCUACAGUCGUUGUCAAGAAAUAAGGACUGCAAGUUAUGCAGCAGCAAAUACUGCAUAAAUUAUUUUUUAAUUAUAUUACUUAAUUAAUCUUUAGCUUUCUUUUUUUUACAUAUUAUAUGAUCACAUAUAUUUUUUAUAUUUGUAUGACAUAUAUAUGUUUUUCAUAUAUUACUAAAUUAAAAUUUUCUAAUAUUUUUUUUUUAAUAACGAAAAAAGGGAAUUACACUUAAACAAUUUUUUUUAAUUUAAACUUAAGCGCCUUAUUAACUUUUCUACUGAAUAUGACAAGAUUUUACAAGCCUUAUUAUUAAAGUGUUCAAUUAAUUGAUUUUAAUUACUGGUUAAUAACUAAUGAUUAAAAGAACUAUAUAUUUAUAUUUUUUAUAUGCGUUAUUUUCUCGAAAUUUUAAAAAGUUGAAAACUGUUUCCAUAUUUACUCGUAACUAUUUACAAAACUUAAUAUAUAUUAAAUAAAUAUGAAACUACACGGAAAGAACAAGAUGGUUCUGGCUACCAUCCCGGAUCAUACUCAGUUACAGUCGACGUAAAAAUGAAUUCCAGAUAGUACCUAGUAUAUUCUAGAUUAUACAGCGCUAGAUUAUACUAGUUAUCACCCUAGAUGGUAACCACAUACAUCUGGAUUAUACUCAGUACCAUCUCAGAUUAUACACAGUACUAUCUGAGAUUUAACUCAGUUACAUAUUAGCUAUUUUUUCUCUAGCGCAUGCGCGUGUAGUAUACUUGAUACGCAUGCGCCAGAAAAAAAAUGGCUAGGAUGUAAGUGAGUUAAAUCUCAGAUAGGCCUGAGUACAAUCUGAGAUAGUAUUGAAUAUAAUCUAGAUGUAUGCCCUGUUUAGAAAAUCUCAUAGAAUCCAUUAGAUUCUCAUAUAUUCCUAUAGAAAUUUUAUAAGAAUGAAUGAGUUCUAUGAGAAGUGCUAUCCCGUGUAAAAAAAUUUUUUGUUCAUAAUGAAUUUCAAUUUGAAUUUCAUAACGAAACUCAGAUCGUGACACAAAUAUGACUUUCAUCAUGAAUUUACUCCAAAAUUUCGUCUAGUAAAUCCGAAUCAAUUCUACAUUAAUUUAUUCUGUCUUCGAAUGGACUUGGGAUGAUUUAGAUAGAAACUUGACUGAAUUUUUACCUUUUGUCAAAUUCAUCGAUUCAAAAAUCGCCAAUAAAUUUCUCCUAUAAAGUAUUUGAUUUACGUAAAUCAGUUUCGAUUAUAAAAUUAAUUUAGUGAAUAAACUUUGGAUCACUUGGAUAAAAAAUAGAUUGAGUCAUAAUUUUGUCGUGAUUAAAGUUGUUGAUACAAAAUCAUGAUGAAACUCAUAUUUGUAUCACGAUCUGAGUUUCGGGAUGAAAUUCAGAUAUAAAUUAAUUAUGAAUAAAAUUUUUUUACGCGGGAUCAAUCAGUCAUCUCGAUGGAAAGUCAAUAGAAAAUCUGUUGAAAGUGUAUGGAAAUUCUCUAGUAUUUCGAUGAAACUAGACCUAACUUUUUGACGCUUGCGGAAAACUUUUCGCCGCUUGCGGAACACUUUCAGAUACAUUUCGACCAGAUACCUGUCAAAAACACUAAUUUCACAUAAUAAAACAUUUCAGAUAAUAGUAAUAUAAUUUUUUUUUUUAAAUAUAUCACGGAGAAAAAAAUUUAGUAAAUUUUACUAAAAAAUAUGAGAAUCAUUACUAAAUUUGGAUAGUAAUCUUGACACGCUUGUAAUUUAUAUGAAAAAUUUAUAAACAGAUAAUAUUUUACAAGUCGUUUAGUAAUUUCUCAUAUACUGGUUAUGGAAAAUUUCCUAUAUUGCAUAUUAAUUUUUAGUUAUAUUUAGUAAAUUUUACCAUCCCUGUUUAGUAAAUUUUACUAUCCCGUUUAGUAAAUUUUACUAUAUUAGAAUGGAAAAAAAUAAAAUUAAAUUAUUAUUAGCUUUUAACUUUUUAUUAUUAUUGCUAUCAUUUUGAUUAUUAUUGUUAUUUAUGUCAUCUGUAUUGGUGUUGGUGUCGACUUUUAUUUUAAAAAAAAUCACUUGUUUCAACCGAGAUUCGAAUCCUGAUCUCCCGCGCGCGAGUCCUUUCCUAUGUCUGACGGCCUGAUGUCUCCUUUGAACAAAAGUUUCGGAACUUGUAAUACAUAUUUGUAUAUGCUAUCCCCACCAACUUUUAAUUUUAUCUAUACAUAGUAGAAUUUACUAUACAGAUAGUAAAAAAAUAUAAUCGUGUUAGCAAAAAAUACAUUGCGUAUAGUAAUUUUUAAUAUUUUGUAUAGUAACAAAUCCUAUAUUGUAUUAGAAAAUUUACUUUCUUAAAUUUGUUUUUAUUAAUAAUACUUAUAGUAAAAUUUACUAUACAAAUAGUAAAAAAUAUAAUCGUCUUAGCAAAAAAUACAUUACGCAUAGUAAUUUUUAAUAUCUUAUUAUGUAAUUAUUACUAAUUAGUAAAUUUUACUAGACGUUUUGUAAUAAUUACAAUAAAGAAUGUAUUUUUUCAUAUCUGUUAGUAAAUUUUACUAUAGUAUUGUAAUUUUUACUAUACUUUUUCUCCAUGUAGUUAAGGCCCUAUAGUUAAGUAUAGAGCCUUAUACAUGCGGCUAUAAGAAUCUAUCGAAUUUUUUAAACAGGGUGUGGUUACCAUCUAGGACGAAAACCAGUAUAAUCUAGCGCUGUAUAAUCUGAGAUGUAACUGAGUAACAUCUGGGUUGGACCUGAGUAUAGUGUAGAUGGAACUCAGUAUAAUCUAGAUUAUACUGGGUACUAUCUGAACAUUUUUUCUACGUCGGAUGUAACUGAGUAUGAUCCGGGAUAGUAGUUAGUACCAUCUUGUUCUUUCCGUAUAUAUACAUGAUUAAUAAAAUUAUCUGAUAAGCAUGAAAGUAUAAAGUAUUAAAUAUUUCGAAAUCUUAAAAAAAUUAUUGAAGUUAAAUCUAAAGACAUUAUAUUGCAAGUUAUUGAUAUGAAUUCAUAUAUUUAGAAAAUCAUACGACAAUUGUAAACUUUAUUUUUUUAAAUGACUUGAAAAUUGAACUUUGGCCUGAAAGUUGGAGCCUAAUUGUGGAGUCGUAAUGAUUUGGAGGAAUAGGGUAAGAACACCAGUACCAGCCCCAAACCAGUAGCAAGCGACUUCAUGUUAAAUUAUAUCUAUAUAUAUUUUGAGCCAAUGUUAAAGUAUGUGACUGGCUGGCUAGUAGUUGGGAGCUGUGGACUGGUAACAAACUACAGAAUUACUUAUUUGGUCAAUAAAUCAGCUUGCAAGAUAAAUAAAUAUCGGUUGCAUGUAAUUUGAAGCCUUCGAUGCGAUUAUGACAAAAUAGAAUUUAAAUAAAAUAAAUAAUUGAAUCAUCAAA
Messenger RNA from Microplitis mediator, 3885 nucleotides. RefSeq lists its product as uncharacterized. The coding region runs from base 111 to 608 and encodes 165 amino acids. The transcript has 4 exons. NCBI's taxonomy places the organism in Eukaryota, Metazoa, Arthropoda, Insecta, Hymenoptera, Braconidae. The record is from RefSeq and is a predicted model, not a curated record.